Messenger RNA from Dictyostelium purpureum, 684 nucleotides. RefSeq lists its product as uncharacterized. The coding region runs from base 1 to 684 and encodes 227 amino acids. The record is from RefSeq and is a predicted model, not a curated record. The transcript has a single exon. Lineage: Eukaryota; Evosea; Eumycetozoa; Dictyosteliales; Dictyosteliaceae.
AUGGCUUUUGAUAAUAUUGACAUAGAUAAACAACCAGAAAGUACUCCAGCUGCUACUGAUUUCAAUAAUAAUAACAACAAUUCAGCUACAAACACAAGUUCUCCAUUACAAUCAUUCUUUGAUAAUUUACCAAAAGAUAAAAAAGAACGUAAAGAGUAUAUUUCUCAAUUUAAAAAGUCCAUUAAAGAAGAAAAAGCCAAAUUAAAAGAAAUUAAAAAAUCAAUGAAAUGUGAUAAAGAAUCUAAACACGGUCAUCAUAAACAUCACGGUCACCACGGACAUCAUGGUCAUCAUGGUCAUGGUCAUGGUCAUGAACAUCCACAUCACGGUCAUCAUGGACACCACGGUCAUCAUUACGGUCAUCAUGGUCAUCAUCACGGUCAUGAAAAAGUAAUCAACUACAAAUUAGAACAUUUACAAAAGAAAAGAUCAAUUUUAUUAACCAAAAUGCAAUACGUCGAUGCCCAAAUCUCAUUCUUAAGCAAUUACAAUCAAUCAGCAAAUCACGGUUUCCCACAUCACGGUCAUCCACAUCCAUUCAGUGGUCCAUUUGGUCAUGGUUUCCCACAUCAACAAUACUCAUACCCACACCCACAACAAUUUAAUUUCUAUGGUCCACCAACUGCUUCACCAGUUGCUCCAUCAACCACCGCCUCAAUUACUCCAUCAGAAAAGAAAUUAUAA